Molecule: messenger RNA, 3892 nt
Organism: Micropterus dolomieu (smallmouth bass)
Lineage: Eukaryota; Metazoa; Chordata; Actinopteri; Centrarchiformes; Centrarchidae
Product: high mobility group AT-hook 2b
Exons: 6
Coding region: 372-734 (120 amino acids)
Biological process (GO): regulation of DNA-templated transcription
Cellular component (GO): chromatin; nucleus
Molecular function (GO): DNA binding; transcription coregulator activity
Source: RefSeq, a predicted model, not a curated record
AAUAGAGAAAGUAUGCAAUGCAUACUGCUCAGCUACAACCCCCAAUUAUACUGCAACUGGGGUAUUCGUGACUGGACGUCUGGGGGGAUCACACAGAUUUCCGAUUAGAGGAGGAGGAGAGAGAGAGGGGGAAGAGAGAGAAAGAAAGAGAGAGAGUUUACCCUUUCAUUCCAACCAAUGAGACGGUCGAUACACUAAGAUUUUCAUAGUUGUGCAGGGGCACAAAGUGAGCUGACUGUGUGAACUUCCAGGUAAAACGGCAAAACCGACCCAAGCUCCUGAUACUCAGGUCUUCUCCUCUUUAAGCCCUUGAGGCCACUCCUCCAAGCGUUGAUGCCCACACUCUUUGAAGCAGGUGGACAGACGCAGGCAUGAGUAACAGUGGGACCAAAGAGCCGUCUCCCCAGCCGAGCACCGCCCAGUCACCUCCUGAGCCCCAGCGCAGGGGUAGGGGUCGGCCACGGAAACAGCAGCAGGAGCCUGUAGGACCACCGACUCCAAAGCGACCGAGAGGACGACCGAAAGGCAGCAAGAACAAGGGCCCCAGAACUGCACUGAAGAAAGUAGAGCCCGUUGGGGAGAGACGACCACGUGGGCGACCGAGGAAAUGGCCCCAGAAAGUAGUUCAAGAAGUAACUGAAGAGCAGCAGGGCCCUUCACAAGAGGCUGAGGAGGGUCCCUCGCAGCUCCAGCCCUCAUCAGCUCAGGCUCCAGCGCAGGAGGAAGGGGAGUAGAUAGGAUGCCUCUCUACCUACCUCAAGGUUUGGCCUCAAACAAACAGGGGUACAGUCUGACUCCUAUCUGUGAUGAGGAUUCAGGAAUGAACACACACGAACACACACGAACACACACGAACACACACGAACACACACACACACACACACACAAACACAAACAAAAAAUCAUUGAAGACGGCGGUUUCUUCUCCUGAUCCGAUACUGUACCCUGGUUUUUUUGGUUCACUAUAAGAGUUUGGUGAACAAGCUCUAUUUUAACGUUGAAUAAUUUGGAUAUGUUUUUUUUUUUUUUUAAAGGGAAUAGUUUGACAUUUUGGAUAAAUACUUUACUGCUGAGAGUUAGAUGAGAAUAAUGAUGCCGCUCUCAUGUCUGUUGUUAUCCUACUGCCUGCAGCAACUGAUUCGCUUAGCUUAGCACAUAGACUGGAAACGGAGGGAAACGGCUAGCCUGGCUCUAUGCAAAGGUAUCAAAAUCUACCUAUCAGCACCUCUAAUGCUCACCAAUUAACAUGUCAUAUAUCUAAAUAUCUUUAAUUUGUACACAAACCAAAGUGUAAAAAAUAACAGUUUUAGUUUUUACAGGAGUUAUGUGCCUUUAAGUUUUAGUGGUGUUCGGCAGUUUUCUUACCUUCUGAGCUGAGCUAACUGUCUUUAUGCUAAGCUAAACUAAGUGUUUUUCAUAUCAAUUUUCUCAUCUAACUCAAGGUAAGAAAGCCAAGAAGUGUAUUUCACAAAAUGUCAAUUCAUAUAAGGUGUGUGUGUGUGUGUGUGUGUGUGUGUGUGUGUGUGUGGAGGGGAAGGGGUUGUGGGCGCAAAUGAGAGAGGGGGAUUUUAAGAAAAAAGGAACCAAACUAAACCGUUUUAUUGAAACAUGUUUCUAAAUCAAGCGUCAUGAAUCCUCAAAUGAAAUGGGAGCAAGACGGUGACAUUUUUAUCAAUGUUAACAAUGUAAACAUGGUGUGCUGAAGUCAUUAUUAUGAAAGUAGAGGUGAAAGGUUUUUAUUCCAAAAUGAAAUAUCCAAUGUGGGAGGAGAGAAAUGUGUUAUGUUCUUUGCUCAAAAUAAAACAUUCAUAGGAUUACAUAGCUCAAAUGCCAACGUAAGCAAGUGUACAGAUUAAUAACCUCAGUGAAAUCCUUUUAUUUUCCUUCCACCCAGCAGGAAAAAAAAGCACCCAAAGGUUUAAAUGGACAGCUCAUUUUGGAAAGAAAGCCUUCAUAUAUACUUUCAGUCAACAACAGUGUUGACGUGUCAUUUUACCACACUCAGGAUUUUACUAUUACAGUGCUUUUACACCAUAUUGAAACCUCAGGUACAAAACUAUUCAGGAACAUGUUGUCAAUCUACUCAGUGAUAAUUAUUGUGCUGUGUUUGUUGUGCACUUCUGACCUGUAUUUGACAUUACCAGUAUGCCUUGACACAAAGACCUCAUUUAAGCCUCAGUUGUCCUCAGUUUCUUAAUCUCUCAUUCUACCUCAGUAACACAAAAGACAGAUGUUCUCCAACAAAGUUAUUCUCGCACACCCAUAGCAGCAAUGACAGACACAUUUACUGUGUGUGUGUGUGUGUGCGCGCGCACACACACACACACACACACACACACACACACACACACACACACACACACACACACACACACACACACACACAGAGAGAGACAGGUUCAUGUGCAGAUAUACAACUCAGACAGGCAAAGGGUUUACAUACCAACACACAGAAACAGACGGUACAGUCCAGCAGAGGAUUUUACUAUCGGUGUAAAAAUAAAAGCAUCAGUGUCAUUUCUUUUUUUUAAAAACUGUAUUUGUUAAAAGCUGAAGUGAGACUUUGUUUGUUCUCCUGGGAAAUAAAAUGCAGCCAAUAGUUUACAACAACUUGAUUAAAUACUUGCUUUUUAGGGUGUAGUUCCUUAUGAAAUACUUGUUUUUUUGGGUCGCUUACUUCUUUCUCAUUUUUACUACAUCAUGUAUUUUCUGAUUCUUACACUGUAAAUUGUAUAUGUGACACUUUUAAUUCAUGUGAUUUGAAAGGAAAGGCAGCAAACAACCAUACAGUGCUGAAACACAUGACAGUUAUGGAAAACAACAAAACAAGCAUCCCCUUUUCCUAUUUGGCUAUUAAAAGUGAAGCUAUAACUUUUGGUGAAACAGAAGCACAAGUACAAAGGAGUUAUAAAGCAGCAAACAAACUGACUUAACAUUUUUUAUUAAGUGACUUCUAUCUGAAGUUUGCUAACAUUAGCUACCGUAUGUUACUGCUCAUACAGAACCAGACCAAGUGAGGCUGCAGCAGGAAACCCCCCAAUUGUAUUGAAUUGAGGGUGUGUUAUACUGUUCAUUAAUUAUACUUUUUAAUUUGGGUUCUUUGCUCAAAAGUCAUAGUCUUGCUUUAAAGGGUCCGUUCACCCAAAUAACAAAAAGAGUCAGACUCUCAGUUACCUCUAGUGCUAUUCAGCCAUGCAGAUCGUUUUGGUUUUAUUCUGCCUGGUUUUAAGAUAUCUGCUUCUGAUACGUCUGUGGCGCCUCAAUACAAUGAAUGGAAUUUUGUUUGUGGUCUCACUAUUGUGUUCAUGGUGUUGAAAAGAGAAACAAAAAUAUCUACAUGAUUAGAUACCACUGGAGGUCAAGUGUAAAAAUGUGUGUGUAAUUUGGUAGAACUGAUGCUUUAUGGUAAACUCAUUAUUUUUAAAAAGUAGUACAUUGAAUCAGUAAUAACUUACCAUAACAACUAGUCAUAUAAAUGUAGAAUAAUAUUAGUAUUUUGGAGGACCGGGGAUGUCUUUAUCCUCAUGGAGAUAAUCUUAUACCAAAUUCUUUAUUUUUAAAAAUCAAAAUCAGAGGUAAAGAGAUUUCCAGCCUCCAAUAUGUUUUUGAGACCUUGUUGGUCAGGAUUUCUGCACUUAAACUGACUAACUGUUGCAAAUACUUAAAUUUCCUAAGAUUCUGACCCUGUGUCAUCAUGCAUGGCUGACAUUUCCAACAUGAACUACGUAUCACUUAACAGUUGUUGUGGUGACUUGAAUAUCACCCACCAUUUACUGUAUAUCAACUUGUUUCUCCCACUUAAAUUGUGCUUAUUUUUUGUUGUAUCCCAAUAGUUUGAUGUAUUUCAGCAUUGUUGAAUAAAUUGCUGCCAGAGGAGCUUAAUUCAUUUAUA